This is a messenger RNA of Volvox carteri f. nagariensis, 1933 nucleotides long. RefSeq lists its product as uncharacterized. The transcript has 11 exons. The coding region runs from base 1 to 1071 and encodes 356 amino acids. The record is from RefSeq and is a predicted model, not a curated record. NCBI's taxonomy places the organism in Eukaryota, Viridiplantae, Chlorophyta, Chlorophyceae, Chlamydomonadales, Volvocaceae.
AUGGCAGGCUUUCCAUUUCCUCUGGGACCUUUCUUCACCCGAAAAACUGUGCGCAUCGAGGUGGAGCGAGGCAGCGUGUGGGUUUUCGAGCAGACCCAGGCCCUGGAGCUCUUCAACGUCUACACGCCCGUUCGCAUGACGGUCAUCAAACUGGCCAGCGGGGGCCUGUGGGUGCACGCCCCGGUGGCGCCCACGGAGGAGUGCAUCCGGCUGAUUAAGGAGCUGGAUGCCCCCGUGGAAUAUAUCGUACUGCCUACUUUUGCGUACGAACAUAAAGUGUUUGUAGGCCCCUUCUCACGCCGCUUCCCCAAGGCCAAGGUGUACGUUGCGCCGUACCAGUGGUCCUUCCCCAUCAACCUGCCACCCCAGUUCUUCGGCAUCUUCCCCGCGGGGGAGCUCACCACGGGGGACCCCGACGUGCCCUGGGCGGAGGAGAUCGAGCAGAAGCUCUUCCUGCCGCCAUCCAUCGGUGUUGGCAGCUAUGUUCGGUUUAGCGAGGUGGCCUUCUUCCACAAGAAGUCCCGGACGCUGCUGGUGACCGACGCGGUGGUGUUCGUGCCGGAAGACCCGCCCGAGGUUAUUCCCGAGGACGCGCUUCUGGAGAUCGCUCGUGACAACCUGCUGGCCCGGUUCAUAUCGGGGGGGAGGACUCCAGGGGAGGUGGCGGCCAUUGCCCAGACGGGGCCCGUGGAGGACACCCCUGCAGCCAGGAGGAAGGGUGGUCGACUGGGUGGAGGAGAUCUGCGCCGACUGGAAUUUCCGACAAAUCAUUCCGUGCCACUUCGCAGCGCCCAUCCCGGCUCCGCUGCGGCGGCUCCCCUGGAGCGUCCCGUGGUGUUUCCGCCGGACGACAUGAAGACGCUAAACUCGUUGAACGAGACGUUGUUGUCGUUGGGGGCGGUGAAGAGGAACGCGGAUUUGGAGGAGCUCGGGGUUGCGAAGGGUGUUGAGGCUGGCGGUGAGGGGACGGGUGAGGCGGUGGAGGGGGCGGAGGAGGAGGGCGGGGUGGGGAAGGCCCGGAAGGGGGAGUUUCAGGCGGCGGCGGCGGCAGCAGGGGUGCAGAGGCGAUGACACAGAAGUGGCAGAGUGAUGAAGUGGCUGGGGUAUUGGUUUUGAGUUUCGGAAGGGGAUAUGGUGCGGGGUAAAAAGGAAGGCGGUGGAAAGGGGGAUGUUUUAAGGUUUUACAUGCCCUUCAGCUUAAAACCCAAACGAACGCUAUUUUCAAGUUUGAAUUUAUAGGGAGUGAAAGGUCCAUGGGGGAGAGGUGUUCAGAUGAGACCUGAGAUGGUGUUGUGGUAGGAGAGACAGUUGUGCGCGGGGUGUCGCGGUUGGGUUGCGAUUGCGAUGACGGGAGCGGACUUUUUGCUGUUUUUGCUGUGUAUCAGCUGCUUCUGUUGCUUUCUCAGUAGUUCCACAGUGCUUGAUGAUGUUUACGGUGCUCUCUGGGACGAGGGGCGCUGGAAAACAUAAACCGCUGCCAUUGCUGCUGCUGCUACUGCUGCUGCUGCUACUGCUGCUGCGCCGCUUAAAGAUGAUUCAGGAGAGAUACCUGACAAUUGGCCGUGGGAGGGACCAGCGACAACUGACCGAUCCCGCCCGCCGUCAGCUCCAAUAUCGUUUCGUGAUGUCGUGAAGGAGGAAAAGCGCGGGAGCUACUCACGAGGGUCGGCCCAGCGGGAUGACUCAUAGCGUCGUAACGGGAUGACUAAUAGCCGUACAUGCUGGGUGCGCAGCGUCGCACCCAACGACAGGCGUGAAGAUUGCCCGGAUUGCGUGUUAAUCCGCGCACACAGCAUACAGGGCGUGUGGAUGGAGCAUUUGACAAAUCGGCAGUAGUCAAAGAGAUCAAUUACGGAGGACUAGCAGUCGGCUAAUGCACAUGGCCACUCUUGGAGCUCUGGCUCGCUCAACACAUGUCACGCCUUGAUUUGCC